Pyrus x bretschneideri (Chinese white pear) is the source of this 2942-nucleotide messenger RNA. RefSeq names its product mediator of RNA polymerase II transcription subunit 25. Gene Ontology annotation, biological process: positive regulation of transcription by RNA polymerase II. Gene Ontology annotation, cellular component: transcription regulator complex; mediator complex. NCBI's taxonomy places the organism in Eukaryota, Viridiplantae, Streptophyta, Magnoliopsida, Rosales, Rosaceae. The record is from RefSeq and is a predicted model, not a curated record.
AGAACGUUGCGUUUCGUGCACUUACCACCGCUUCCAAGCUUUGGACUUUCACACAUUUCCGCCGCACAGCCAGCAGAAGCAGUUGAGAUUUCUCUACGGUUAUUUCGAGCCGUACGAUGGCGGAGAAGCAGCUGAUCGUGGCCGUUGAAGGCACCGCCGCCAUGGGGCCCUACUGGGCAACCGUCGUCUCCGAUUACCUUGAUAAGAUCAUCAGGAGUUUCUGUGGAAACGAGCAAAGUGGGCAGAAGCUCUCGACUUCUACUGUUGAGCUCUCCCUGGUCACAUUCAAUACUCAUGGAUCUUAUUGUGGUUGCCUGGUACAACGGAGUGGCUGGACAAGGGAUGUGGAUCUCUUCUUACAUUGGCUUUCAGCUAUACCCUUUUCUGGGGGUGGGUUUAGUGAUGCUGCAAUUGCGGAAGGGCUUUCGGAAGCUUUAAUGAUGUUCCCUACAGUUCAAAAUGGAAGCCAAAAUCAACAAAAUGUGGAUUUUCAGAAGCAUUGUGUUCUUAUUGCUGCGAGUAACCCUCACCCUCUGCCCACACCAGUGUAUCGGCCACAAAUUCAAAAUUUGGAGCAAAAUGAAAAUAUUGAUGCACAAACAGAAAAUCGUCUUUAUGAUGCUGAGGCUGUUGCUAAAUCAUUUCCACAGAGCUCUGUUUCGCUGUCAGUCAUUUGUCCAAAACAGCUACCUAAGCUCAGAGCAAUAUACAAUGCAGGAAAGCGCAACCCUAGAGCGGCAGAUCCACCAAUUGAUAAUGCGAAAAAUCCCCACUUUAUUGUUUUAAUCUCGGAGAAUUUUAUGGAGGCCCGUGCUACUUUAAGUCGUCCAGGAAUUACAACUUUGCCCUCAAAUCAGAGUCCUGUAAAAAUGGACAUAGCUCCUGUUGCUUCAGUUACUGGGCCGCCUCCAACUUCUAUGCCCUCAGUGAAUGGACCUGUUAUGAAUCGGCAACCAAUUUCUGUUGGAAAUGUGCCUCCUGCUACUGUAAAAGUUGAGCCAAGUACCGUAAGUUCCAUGGGACCUUCUUUUGCACACAUCCCAUCUGUCCGUCCUCCCUCCCAAGGAGUCCCAAGCUUGCAGACUUCGUCACCAUCUUCUGCUUCUCAAGAGAUGGCCACAAAUAAUGAUAAUGUGCCAGAUUUGAAACCUGUAGUGAGUGGUGUGACACAUCCCUCGCGUCCUGUCGGUAGCAUCCUCAAUAACAUCUCUCAAGCACGCGUGAUGAACGCAGCAGCCUUAACUGGAGGAACUUCUAUGGGACUCCCAACUAUGGGUCAAAAUCCUAUGGCCAUGCAUGUAUCAAACAUGAUAUCUAGUGGAAUGGCAUCUUCAGUUGGUGCUGCUCAAAAUGUAUUUUCAUCAUCAGGGUCCGGCACUCUUACACAGGUUGCGCAGAACCCAGGUCUUAAUUCAUUCACUUCAGGUACCUCUAAUGUCUCUGGCAACAAUAACCUUGGGAUGUCACAACCAAUGAGUAACCUCCAAGGUGGUGUUAGUAUGGGUCAAGCUGUGCCUGGUAUGAGCCAAGGAAAUCUCUCGGGACAGCAAAUGGUUCAAAGUGGAAUUGGCAUGAACCCAAACAUGAUGAGUGCCCUUGGUUCAACAGGUGCCUCUUCUGGAACUGGUACAAUGAUUCCUACUCCAGGAAUGGCUCAACAGGUGCAAUCUGUGCAGUCACUUGGUGCAAACAAUAAUUCAGCAUCUAAUGUGCCGUUUUCACAACAGACAUCAAGUGCUCUGGCAUCUGCACAAUCCAAAUAUGUGAAAGUCUGGGAGGGAAAUUUAUCUGGGCAGAGACAAGGGCAGCCUGUGUUUAUCACUAGAUUGGAGGGUUACAGGAGUGCUUCAGCUUCUGAGACGCUUGCAGCAAACUGGCCACCAACAAUGCAAAUAGUGAGGCUCAUAUCUCAGGACCACAUGAAUAACAAGCAAUAUGUUGGAAAGGCAGACUUUUUAGUUUUUCGGGCAAUGAAUCAGCAUGGGUUUCUUGGGCAAUUGCAAGAGAAGAAACUUUGUGCAGUGAUCCAAUUGCCCUCUCAGACACUACUGCUCUCUGUUUCAGACAAAGCAUGCCGCUUGAUUGGAAUGCUGUUUCCAGGGGAUAUGGUUGUGUUUAAGCCACAAGUAGGCGGUCAGCAACAGCAGCAACAAAUGCAACAGCUACAACAGCAACAAAUUCAAGUAGGCGGUCAGCAACAACACAUGCAAGUUCCCGGUCAGCAACAGCAGCAACAAAUGCAAGUACCCGGUCAGCAACAACAGCAACAAAUGCAAGUACCCGGUCAGCAACAGCAGCAACAAAUGCAAGUACCCGGUCAGCAACAACAGCAUCCUCAGAUUCAACAACAACAUCCACAGAUUCAACAGCAGCACCCUCAGAUUCAACAACAGCAGCAACUCUCGCAGCAGCAGCUCUCACAACUUCAAUCACAACAGCAACUGCCGCAGCUUCAGCAAUUGCAGCAACAGCAUCAACAACAACAGUUGGUUGGGACAGGGAUGACUCAAGGUUAUGUUCAAGGCCGGUCACAAUUAGUCUCACAGGGACAGGUUUCGUCACAAGGGCCUAAUAUGCCUGGAGGGAGCUUUAUGGGUUAAAUAAGAGCUUCAACUUGUUAUAAACACUCGGGGACUCGCAUAUAAAUAACUUUACUAUCAGCCAGUGUAAUCCCUAAUGAUCGGACUUUUAUUUAUCAGUUUCAGAGGCCUAUCUUUUUAGAUGAAAAUUAUGAAACUGUGGCUAGUUACUUGACCUGCGUUGGAUAGAAAUUUGUGAUGCUUUUGCAUGUUCUUCAUGCCGAUGUCGUACGGCGGACUAUUAGUAACUCUACUGAUGUUAAAGGGAUUAUGCCUGAUAAGUGAUCCCUGCAUUUGGGUUCUUCUUCUAAUGGAUGCCUUACUGUUAAAUAUGCUUAUGAAUUAAGUGCUGGUUUUGUUCAA